Sclerotinia sclerotiorum 1980 UF-70 is the source of this 1590-nucleotide messenger RNA. RefSeq lists its product as hypothetical. The record is from RefSeq and is a predicted model, not a curated record. The transcript has 5 exons. The coding region runs from base 1 to 1590 and encodes 529 amino acids. NCBI's taxonomy places the organism in Eukaryota, Fungi, Ascomycota, Leotiomycetes, Helotiales, Sclerotiniaceae.
AUGGUGCUCAUCAAAUUAUUGGUCACAGUGACUACGUUUAUUGUUUCGACAAUUGGGAGCCCAAGUCCAAAGUACUCAAAGCCUCAUUUUAACGUCACAGACUUUGUAGAAACCCAGCUCUUAGAGGAUCCUUCUCCAUACGACUUUCCUAUUCUUCAAAAUGGCAGUUUAGCAGGCAGUGGCCAAUUCCCUAUGCCACUAUGUAACGGUUUUGAGUUGGAAGAAGCUUCAAUUGACCAAUUACAAGCGGCUUUGUCAAGGGGAAGAUUGACUUCGGUGCAGAUUGUUAUGUGUUAUCUGGAGAGGAUUUACCAGACAGACGAAUAUCUCAGGGCUGUAAUGCAAGUGAAUCCUGAGUUUAUCCAGAUAGCUUCUGCACUCGACCAUGAACGUAAACUAGGCAACCUCCGUGGACCAUUACACGGCAUACCAUUUCUGGUGAAAGACAAUAUUGCUACCAAGGACAAAUUAGAAACCACUGCCGGCUCUUGGAUGUUGCUUGGUUCGAUCGUUCCUCGUGAUGCCCACGUCGUGAAACGGCUUCGCACUGAGACUGAUGGAAGCGUUAUCAAUCCCGCCGAGAGAAAUGGUGUUGUCGGUAUCAAGCCGACUGUUGGCCUAACUUCACGUGACGGAGUCAUUCCUGAAUCCCAUAAUCAAGACACCGUCGGAUGUAUCGCUAAAACUGUCCGAGACGCUACCUACUGUCUUGACGGAAUUUACGGUCCAGAUGCCCGUGACAACUAUACUCUUGUGCAAGACACCCCACCUGGUGGCUACUCCCAAUACCUUACCAACAAAACCGCUCUUCAAGGCGCGAUUUUCGGACUUCCUUGGCUCAGCUUUUGGAAAUUUGCCGAUUCGAACCAACAAUCCCAAUUACUCAAUCUCAUUUCUGAGAUAGAAGCCGCUGGAGCCACGAUCAUAAAUGGCACUGAACUUCCAUACUGGCAAACAAUCAUUUCCCAAGAUGGUUGGGAUUGGGAUUAUGGCACUACUCGUGGAUAUUCCAACGAAUCCGAAUACACUUACGUCGCAGUCGAUUUCUACAACGACAUAGUUAAAUAUCUUUCAGAGCUAAAUAACACAGAUAUCCGCACCGUUGAAGAUAUCGUGCAGUACAAUAUCGACAACGUUGGAUCCGAAGGUGGUCUUCCUGGUGUCCAUCCUGCCUUUAAAUCAGGACAAGACGGGUUCCUAGCUUCUCUCGCUACAGGCGGUAUCAUGAAUGAAACAUACUGGGAAGCCCUCAAUUUCUGUCAUCGAACAACCCGCGAAGAUGGAAUAGAUGCCGCUCUGUACAAUAAUGGAACUCAACUUACUGCGCUAUUGGUGCCGCCCGAUGUUGCUCAAACUUAUCAAAUUGCGGCACAAGCAGGGUACCCAAUGAUUACCUUGCCCGCGGGCGUAAGCCCAGUCGAUGGAAUGCCGUUUGGAUUGGCACUGAUGGGAACUGCUUGGAGUGAGGCAACUUUAAUUAGGUAUGCGAGUGCAAUUGAGGAUUUGCAGCAGAGUUUGGUGGGCUUGCAACAGAAGAGGACGAGUCCGUUGUGGUAUGAUUACCGGGCGAAAAAUAUUCCUAUCAUAUAG